CACGCACACACACACUCCCUAACUGGUCCUUCCAUCAGUUUCAGAGUCGCUGCGACGUGCACCCUGUGAUGGUCGCUAUAAAAUAGAAGCGCCAAAUAAUCAUAAAACUUCUUGCCAAACGGGACUGACGAGCAUCACUGUAAAGUAGGACAGGUGGAGAUUCAGUAAAAUACAUCUGCAGAAGUUUUCAGCCUUCCCUUUUGUGCAGGAAAGAAGAUGAACAAAGUAACUAAGAUCCAAACAAACCCAUCAAUGGCUGGGAUAGACAUGGCCCCUUGCUUUAAGGUGACCGUGUUCGAGCAGGAGCAUUUCCAAGGCAAGUGUCAGGAACUCACCUCAGAGUGCCGAAACAUCCAGGAGCGUGGGUUUGACAACAUCCGCUCUAUCCGUGUGGAGAACGGCGCCUGGGUGGGAUACGAGCACCAUGACUUCCAGGGGCAGCAGUUUGUCCUGGAAAAAGGAGAAUAUCCUCAUUGGGAUGCCUACAGCGGCAGUCUGGGCUACCAUGUGGAAAGGAUGAUGUCCCUGCGCCCCAUAUGCAGCGCUGCCCACCAGAGCAGUCGCAUGGUCAUCUAUGAGAAGGACAACUUCCUGGGCCGCAAUGUAGAGCUGUGUGACGAUUACCCGUCUCUGCAGGCCAUGGGCUGGUGCGACAAGCAAGUGGGCUCCAUGCAUGUGCAGUGUGGCGCCUUUGUGUGUUACGAGUACCCUGGCUAUCGAGGACAGCAGUACGUUAUGGAGUGUGACAAGCACAGCGGAGACUACCAGCACUGGAAGGACUGGGGCUCCCACUGCCAGACCCCUCAGAUCCAGUCCAUCCGCAGAAUCCAACAGUAAUGCCUGAUGGGAAAAACGGAAGAAAAGUGUGCAGACAGAGUGAGGAAGCAGAGGAGUCGCGUCAAUCAUUCUAGCAGCAGUCACUUUAUGAGGUGCAGUGUGAAAAAUUGUAAAACCUUCACUGGUUGCACGUGGUUUCCACUUGUGGUGCUCUAGUACUACACAAAAAAA
Molecule: messenger RNA, 1008 nt
Organism: Pimephales promelas (fathead minnow)
Lineage: Eukaryota; Metazoa; Chordata; Actinopteri; Cypriniformes; Leuciscidae
Gene: cryba1l2
Product: crystallin, beta A1, like 2
Biological process (GO): visual perception; lens development in camera-type eye
Molecular function (GO): structural constituent of eye lens
Source: RefSeq, a predicted model, not a curated record